Molecule: messenger RNA, 4428 nt
Organism: Bursaphelenchus xylophilus (pine wood nematode)
Lineage: Eukaryota; Metazoa; Nematoda; Chromadorea; Rhabditida; Aphelenchoididae
Source: the annotation of a GenBank genome assembly
AUGCGCAUCUUUGUACUCUUACUCUACUUGUGUUCUGUUACAGUAUACGGAAAAGUGAGUACGGUAGCCCUGCCUAAUCUGAUUUCAAGUUAUUUCUGAAUUGAAAAGUCAAUUAAAGGUUGUAAUUAAAUUGGGUUCCCUUUUCAAGGAGAAUAUAUUUUUGGCAUUUUUUCAGCUCGAUGCAUCAGACUCCCAUGUUUUGGUCGAUUGGCAUAACUUGAUCCCCCGGGCAGUUGUUUGUCGCCAUUUUCAAUUAGAUUAUUAUCCCCCAGUAGGAUCUCCUCCAUCUCAUUCUUUAUUCUCCAACCAAGUAUUAAAUGUUACCAUUCAAAAGACGUUACCAGCCGCUGAAUAUUACGUUAAUGUAACUGCUCUGAUAGAGCCUGGAUACAAGUCGUUGUUGCUCAGUAAUUUGUAUAUAUCAAGUGAGUUAUUUUGCUUUACCAAACAUCAUUUCAUAGCGCCUCCAAGACCGGUGUUGGAGUACCUGAAGCCGGAUUCGGACGGCGUUACUUUUGCCAUUUUAUCGCCGAGAAAGGCGGAUAUCUCUUAUUAUGUGGAAUACAACGAGGCCGGGGAUUUGGAGCAAGCCAGCUAUGUGGAGACGAAGCAAACUGCCCUCAGGAUAAGAGGACUGUCCCCCAAUUCGAACUACCAACUCCGGGUUUAUUCCAUUUUCCGAGGAACUCCAUCGACCGAAUCGCUGACGGUCGAUUUUAAAACCAAAGGUAAAUAAAGGUGUUUGACUUUGUGAGGAGCGAAUUAACUCUGUUCUUUACAGAACUCCCGUCUCGCUCUAAUGAAAACAAACACCGCCGGCCUGUAAAACCAUUUCAAUACACACAGCCACAAAGCACUGUAAGUAACAGAUAGUAUCUUCAGUCCGUCGGGAAAAUAAUGUGGAUUUGUCGCAGAAAAGCUGUCGCAGUCGCGCAAGAAAUCUUCUGCCACAAAGCGAUGAUGAGUGAUUUCAAGAAGCAACGAAUCCACAUUAUUUUCUCGGCAGACUAAAGUAAUGAGAAUGAAAUCAUCUUCCGUUUGGUUAGAGUAUUAAAAAAUGAGCUGCUUUAAAGACGAAAAUAGGAGUUCGAAGUGCCAGAAAAUUUAUUAACAAAUGAAAAAAUAGGGAUAGGGAUUAUUAUAGGUCACGCAAUCGCCUUAUGUGCCGUAUCCAGAGUAUUCGCCGCAAAUCAGCCUUCCCCCUUAUCUCCCUCAACUCGCUCAAUCACAAUACCCUCAGCCAACGCCAUUGAAUAGAUAUCAAAGUGUAAAUCAGCUUGCUCAGAAUACGCCAUCUUAUUAUUACAUGAACAUGACAACAACCCCUCUAUCUAUUGAUUAUCAUCCUGUUACGCAACAAUCACCAAGCCCUCCAGAAUCAUUUGUUUUACCAUCUGCGAAUGGAGGAGGGUAUGAGAAUCCUCCUAUCGAAAAUUCUGGGAUUUUGAUUCCCGCUCCCAAGAAGUCUGAUAAUGGGAAUCGGGAUAUUCAAAAACCGUCAGCAAUAUAUGGGAGUAUUCAAGAUGGAAGUCAAGACAAGCCGGUGUUCAAUGUAAUUCCUACUUUUCCUAAUCGUUGGCCAGAUCUCGCAGUCUCGAUGCCAGAAGUUCCAGUUUCUCUUCCGCCUCCGGCAAUGAACACCAAUAAUAACGAUGUCAUAAGUAACGCUAAUAGUAAUGACAACGUAAUAUUUCCCGUUUACGCAACAGCGUUUGUUGAAACAACAAACACCACAGUUCCAAUUGAAAAUCCAACCGUAGAGACAACAACUCCAAUGAUAUCGGAAAUGUUUACAGAAUCCACGACUCAAGGAAUAACUCCAACGGAAACGAAUGCAAUCGAUAACCCUGAAGUUACAAUGGACAAAGUUGCUGAAGCAAAUGAAUUUGUUGAGUAUACAACACCAACAGAAGUAUCGCCGACCGAGAGACCAGUAUUAAUUGUGGAUGAUCCAGAAGAUUUGGGAUAUUCGGAUCCAAAGAAGAAGAUCAGUGAAAAAGAGAAGGACAAAGACGAGUUGGUUGUUGUAAAUGGAGAUGUUGAAACAUCGGAAGAUCAGAAAAACCAGAAGGAGCCCAAGCUCAAGGUCGAUGACGAUGAAAAAAAAGAUUUGACGGAAGCAGAAGAUGAUAAGAUUACUGUAACGCGGGAGCAUCAAAAGAUCCGAUUGGAUUGGAGUAUACCGGAGACUGUCUUCUGCGAUAAUUACUUGAUUAACACUACAGUAAUUACAUUGAAGAAUCCCAAAAGUUUUACAGUUGUAUCUCCAAAUACAAAUAGUUACAUAAAAAUGUAUAAUGGCCAUGUUGUGCUGGUCAAGGUGUCUUGUAUGCUGGAGAAUUCGAUCUCAAAUGUUUGGGCCGCUCAAAGAUACGUCGAUUUUAGAAGUGAGUUUGGAGAAGAGGGCACAGUUUUGAACUUGAUUACUUUGUAAUUUUAGGGCCAGAUCCAGUGAAAGGUCUCCAUGUUCGAGAUGUAGCCACCGACGAGUUUUAUGUAGCCUCGGUGAUAUUAGAGAUCGAGGAACCCUCUCAACUAGCUGAUAAAUAUGACAUCGUCAUAUCUUGGGGAUUGGGAAAGGCAAGCCAAUAUUAAAAUUACUUAAAUAUCGACCCUUUAGAAAGUAAUCAGCACAAACAAGAUGAUAUUUACCGGUCAAUACAUCUUCAACAUCAGUAGUUUGGAGCCGGCCCGACUGUAUACAUUCUCCGUGAGGAAUGUCUCGAGAGAUACGCAAGUUGAGAGUGCUCCGAUCGGGAUAAGACAAAUAACCGGUAAUAUUACAUGAUACGAGGAUAAUACUCAUUAGUUCUUGAAAUAAUUUUUUUACCUAAAUUAUUACCUUAUAUUUCAGCCCCAAUAAUCACGUCGACUUUAUAUCCGGGCCAAAUCUCGUCUUAUGCGAUCAAUGUAAAUUACGAUGAAACUGCUUCGGAGCAUCUUUUUGAAGGAUACGAACUUGUUUUCAUUGGGAAUACAAAGAAUAUCACCAAGAAGUUGUCAAAAAAAGAUCCAAAGACAUUCACUUUCAACAAAUUGAUACCCGGGAAGACUUACACUUUUAUUUUAUACACAGUUUAUAAAAAUGUGAGGAGUCGUCCGGUAGUGCAAGACAUCACAACAUGUAAGUUAAUCAAAUUUAUUAGAACUUUUUCUACGUUCAAAAAUUUUAUUAAUUUCUCAGAUCCCCUGAAAGUCCGUAAGUUUUAUGCGAUGGUGGGGCCCGGUUACGCAACUCUGGCUUGGGAAGUAGAGAACGUCGCAAACAAUGACUGUCAAUUCAGAUUGGAGUAAGUCAUGCAUCUGUUGCAGUAAUCACAUCAUCUUCAGAUAUGCUUCGACCUCCAACAGUGGGAUUCAGAAGUCACAGAAGGUUAAACUUCAAGACGUAAAUAUGUACAGGUUCACGGGAUUACAAUUCGAUACAUAUUACACAUUUACAAUUACUGUUUUAAUGGGAAAAGGGGAAGCUGUGGCAGAAUCCGAGUCAGAAAUGAUUACCGUUGGAUUCAAAUCAAGACGUAAGUUAAAAUAAUGGGAAUUUUGUAUUGCUUUAGCCACAUCAUUCCCAACUCUGAAACGUCAAGGGAGUCGGGAAAUGUUGCUGACUUUUGAAAAUGACCCCAGGCUAUUUGCUGAUACAAAUGGUGUUGUUGACAACUUUGCUGUCAUUGUUACACAGGAUCCGGAGGUAAUUUACUAACAUUGUGUAAAUGAGUCGUUUUGCAUCUCAAAUCGUGUUCUUUCCAGCUCGGCGGAGAUAAUUACGAGCUCAGAUCUUACUAUGACAUAAAGGACGAAGACGUUUGGCCGGCCUACCGUACCUCUCACUCCAACUACAAUCCCUUCAGACGUCAUGGCUCUUCUCGAGUGGCCUCGUUUGUUAUCGGUGAGGAAGAUUGUGAUCGGCGGAAGUUAAAUGAAACUGUAAGUUUUAUAAAAAUCGACUGGUAUGAUUACAGUACUGUAAUGGUGUGCUUCGAUCUCAUGUGGACUACUUCGUGAAAGUACGGGCUUAUCUAGUGACCAACAUCGCUAUGGAGACCGAAUGGGUAUCAGUGAAGGGCUUGGUAGAUGACACCCCACACGAAAGUAAGUCGAUGCGGGAGAUCGCCUUAGGGCGUCGUAAAGGGAUUAAGCGUGACUGCCAGAAGCUGUGUCAUCAGGUGAUCUUAUACCGUAUUCUGUGGAAAUGAUAGAUGAAAUCUUUUUCAAUCUAAACCCGAUAAGAUAUGUACAUUUGUUAAUACUAAAACUUUUUAAUGUUAAUGUUUAAAAAAUACUACAUUUCCGACUUUAGAAGGUCAACGUCGACUUCCCUGCUACAUGUAUCUAAAUGGCUGCUCCAAAUCAAGUGCCAAUUCUAAUAAAAUAACGUUCGCGCUCAGAUCUCUUCCCUUCGUUUUGCUCAUAAUAUUUUUAUUUUAA